AUGCCCAGGCGUCUCCCCAACCCCGGGGCCCAGCAGAUGGCGUUCACGGGGCUCCCCGGCGACGGCGCUCGCGGAAGGGGAGGCCCGAGGCUGCCCAGCCUGCCCCUGCCGCAGCUCCGCGAGGUCUCGGGCGCGGGGGGCCCCGACAGCUGGAGGGCCUCGGGGGUAGGCGGCGGCGGCGGCGGCGGCGGGUGGUGGCCGAGCGGGUCCUCGUACCCAGAGAUGGGCGUGGGCGUCAGGAGCCCCUCGCCGCGCCUGCCAGCCCUGCCCACCGUGGCCCAGCGGGCGGCGCAGAACCGGACAACGCUGAGGUCACUCCUGCUGCCGCCCCUGCUCCUGGCCAGGGCGCCCCGGGAACCCGCGCCCCCGCGCGCCAGGCCGGGGGAGAGCGAGGAUCCCUGGCGGGGCGCGGCCCGGGAGGCCCGGGAUUCGCUGCGCGGUCUCCUAGGGGAGCUCCUCCCCGGCAGGUUCGGCGAGUUCCUGCACCAGCGGCGGGCAGAGCGCGCAGGGCCGCCGCCGGCAUCCUCAGCAUCACGACCCAAAAGGAGUGUGUCAGAGCACUGCCACAAUUCUCCCCAGUGUCCCCACUGUUCUUUCCUUCCAGACCUGAGGGGCCAGUCAUCGUACUUCCAGGAUAGUCUUAAGAAGAUUUUGCUCCAUCAGAUACCUGUCCCAGGGACCCUGAGGAAAGAUCAUUCACAAUUCACCCUCAAGAAAGGCAACCACAGGUCCCACAAUAUACAGGCUCCUAAGCUCAAGACUGUGCUCACCCACAGCUCCUCAGGGGAAGGCUCAGGGCGGUGCAGGCGGUUUUGCCCCUUCCGAGUGCGAUUUGCUGAUGAAACCCUGCAGGACACAGCACUCCGCUACUGGGAGCGCAACUGUGCAGUCCGGCAGAGCAACAUCGAGAAUGGGAUAGCCACCCGAUCAUCGACAUCAGAACGGGUGUCCGGGAGUGUCGGGAGAUGGCUGGAGAGUUUGCCCAAAGCCCUAAGCCCCAGGGCCCAGGAGGAGGCCAUGGCCAGCAUCUCGUUGUUCUGCUGGGAGUGCCCCGGCCUGCCCACCCAGGAGCCACAGAGUCACCUAUCUGAGGAUGCCUUCAUGAACAGCCUGCCCUUCAUCCCCAGCGCCAGCACACAGAGCCAGCAAGGUGACCUCAAAACCUUGCUGGACACCGACCACAUUCUGGAGCCAGUGGGCAAAUCGCCCUGCUCCUGGAGCCAGAAGCUGGAAUCCUUCCUGCCCAGCUUGGUGCUGCACACAGUCCUGAAGCAAGGCCGCCCUAAGGGCUACCGGCUGCUCCUGCCCUCCACGAAGUCACAGCAGGCUCCUGGGGCCGCGGUGGGCCCUCGCCCGGCUGCCCGCUGCAGGGCCGCGCCGCGCCCACGCGGGGGCAGUGUUGGCCUGGCUUUGGCGCCGCCCGGCGCGGCCGAAACUUCGCAGCCUCCGGCUCCGGGUCGGAAACUUUUCCCCUCGCGCCGCGCUCGCGUCUCCCGCCCGCGCCCCCCUCCCGCCGCGGGCCCGCGCCGCGCCGCCUUCCACCUGCCCCGGGUUCGCCGCUGGCCUGGUCCCCCCUUCUCUCACUGCUUUUUGUUGCUAUUGAGCCAAAAAGUGCUAGGCUUGCAGCGGCGCUGCGGGCGACGAGGCUGCAAGUCGAGGCCCGCGUAG
Nyctereutes procyonoides (raccoon dog) is the source of this 1668-nucleotide messenger RNA. RefSeq names its product chromosome unknown C9orf50 homolog (gene CUNH9orf50). The coding region runs from base 1 to 1668 and encodes 555 amino acids. The transcript is spliced from 8 exons. NCBI's taxonomy places the organism in Eukaryota, Metazoa, Chordata, Mammalia, Carnivora, Canidae. The record is from RefSeq and is a predicted model, not a curated record.